Messenger RNA from Paracoccidioides brasiliensis Pb18, 1425 nucleotides. RefSeq lists its product as uncharacterized. The record is from RefSeq and is a predicted model, not a curated record. The transcript has 4 exons. Bases 1 to 1425 code for a protein of 474 amino acids.
AUGACGAGUGACGACGAGUUCUUCUUUGACUACCUUGCUACCAUCCCAAACCAUGUGAAAAAGUACUCGUCCCAGGUUGCGGACUCUGUAAAUGAACACGUGGAUCAGCUCGCAGUAACUGUCCGAGAUACGCUAUGUCGACAAUCUUGGUUGCCGUCAGCAGUUAAGCCUGUUGGGAGAGCCGCAUCAGAACUUUCCUCACCACCUCCACCACCAUCGUCCUUCGGCCGUGUACAAGCAUGGGUGUCGAGAAACCGUGCCUGGACGGCAGCCAUCGUCGCAUUCGUCGGAACUGGAGCCCUCCUGAUCUAUGGAAGCAAAAAGCUUAGCAUCAAGAAAAGAAAAGCCCGAAGUGCCAGUAAUGGUGCUCGCAAGGAGAUCGUUGUUAUCGCCGGGUCCCCGAAUGAGCCCAUGACCAAGUCUGUUGCGAAUGAUCUCGAGCGCCGUGGCUUUAUCAUCUUUGUUACCGUCACUUCGUUAGAAGAGGAAAAUCUCGUGAAAGCAGAGGGUCGCGAAGAUAUCCGGUCUUUAUGGAUUGAUCUAGCAACUACGCCCUUGACUCCGUCGGAGAUCCAUCCGUCUCUGCAUAUUAUUCAGUCCUUAAUCACUCAACCGCAGUCUCCUGUUGCUGGAAUACCACCACAUAUUUGCCAGCUAAGCGGUUUGAUCAUCAUACCAUCUUCAAAGUUCCCCACGGGACCUGUUUCAACCAUUCCAGCAUCGAACUGGGUUGACAAUAUAAAUACUCGUCUUUUAUACCCCAUACUGACAACACAGCUCCUCCUACCACUCCUUACUUUGAAAAGUAAUAGCAGCUCAAUCGUCUUGCUUUCACCUUCAAUACAGUCCUCACUAUCUGCGCCAUUUGCAAGCCUGGAAGUCACAGUAACUCGGGGAUUAUCUGGCUUUGCAACCACCCUGCGACAAGAGCUCCGACUUCUGCAGCGUGCUAACAACACCUCUAACAAUGGCGUUGAAGUGAUCGAGUUAAAACUUGGAAAUAUCGAUUUGGGCCGCCAGUUCCGGAAUGGCCACAAUCAAAAUACAGGAACAGAGGUCCUUACCUGGCAGCCGCGGCAAAGGGCGGCGUACGGUUCAUCGUACUUGUCCAGCAUCGAUAGCAAAGCUGGAAAAUUAGCCGGUGCAGUUUAUGGUUCUCCGGCCAGAGAGCUACAUUUUGCGAUCUUUGACGCCCUUGCCCCCGUCCCCAAGUCGUGGUUUGGCAGGCGCAGACGGAAGAAGGCCACUGUUUACGUUGGCAAAGGGUCCAGAACUUACUCCAUUGUCGGGAAUAUUGUUCCUGGUGGGUUGGUAGGGUGGAUGCUUGGGCUGCGUUCGGCGAGCAACGGCUCACCAGUUGACUCGAAUUGGGAUUCUCAUAGCAGUGGGGCGAACAGCGAAACGGGCUGGGAGAAACUUGGAUAA